GAGGAGGAGGAACAGCGGCGAACAGCUCAGUCAGGGUGGAGUAAAGUUUGGGAAAUUAGCCUAACGAGGAGCGUUAUGUUCGAGUGUGAUUAUUAUUAGCAGAGCUUUUAAAAACGCGGAGACAGAGGGGGGUUAACGGAAGGCUGUGAAGAUGGGUGAUGUGAGCGAAGAAGCGCUGCUGGAUUAUUUCUCCUGCAGCGGAGGGAGUUCGGGCAGAGUGAGGAACGCAGAUCUACUGAAGACAUUUAAACCCUUCAUUGGUCACGCCGACCUGCAGCUGCGUGCUAAAUAUAGAGAGGAAUUCAAGCUCAUCAUUGACCGCAUCGCUGUGGUGAAGUCAGAGAAUGGUGAAAAGUUCCUGGUUCUGAAGAAGAAAUACAGGCAGCUGCUGCAGGAGCGAGACACCAAGACCCUCGCCACCGACGAAGAGAAACAUGCGGAUCCAGCUGCGUCGACGCCCUCCGCACAGUGGGACGCAACGAACCCCGCGACCUCUGCUGCCCCACCGAUGGAACAACAGGAUGAGCUCAUGUCAUGUGGAGAAUCUGAGAACGCCACAGAGUUUGAGUCGGAGCAGGACGAGGAGAGCACAGGCAGCAUGGGCUCGGCCGCAGUCGCCCUGGAUCCCAUAGAGAAGGAGUGGAUCUACUCUGCUGCUGGGGCCAGGGUCCCUGACCUCUCUCAGCUGCUCAGACAGGAUCCAACUCUGGCCAAUAAGAAGGACUUUACCUCAGGGUUUGUAAGUACAUCAUUAGUCCGUCACUCCUCACAGCCGUUAGUCAUCGUGUCUCCUGUCCAUUCGAGCUGUCUUCAGCCGCCAUUUCCUUCACCGGGGAGCCGUGUGUCGGGGCCACAGUGGUCCCUGAGUGAUUGGACAGGUGGGGGGUCACCCCUGGUAGGUAGAGACAGAACCGUGGAGUCACAGGGAAGGAGAGCGCGCAUCCUGUUCAAUCUCGUCCAUCACUCCUGCCCACAGGGGGGCCGGCCGAGCUGUCCGUCAAAGACCACUUUGGCCAAUCCGUCUGGUUACACACCUCUGCACAUCGCCGCCCUACACGGUCACCAGAAUAUGCUGCAGCUGCUCAUAGGAACAUAUGGUGCCAAAGAAAAUGUCAGAGAUUACAGUGGUCACCUGGCCGGCCAUUAUCUCAACAACAAAGAAGCUGAGGUUCAAGACGAGGAGAGUGAGCUGCAACUCCAAGUACCUCAGGGAGCUACAGGGAACCGGGAGCGGCACAGGAACAGGAAGUUGGUGUCACUGUUUCACUCCAAGAAGAAGUGGGGUUCUGCAGAGGACCUGGCCCCAAUCGAGGAGGAGAGGACGACGUCACAUCAGCUCGCCCCGCCUCCGUACAGACCUCGGAAAUUCUCCCGCUGAGCGGAACACCAGAGUUUCAGAGUUUGUUGAAACCUCCACACAUCAGGUAAAAAAAACAAAACACAGACAGUGCUGCACGAAAAAACUGAUUCAAGAAAAUCCAACAGAAACCACUGAGUAGAAGAACUUGAGACGGAUCACCUCUACACAUGUAUCAUCAGUAUUAAUGCCUGAUAUCGAAGGGAUUUUUGAAGCUUUUCAAUUUUAGUGGAAAAAAUCUUAAUUUAUUUGUUUACAGAUUAGCUCAGGCCACAGGCAUGUUGGUUUUUUUUUUUGGUUUUUUUUUAAACCUGCCCUUGUUUGCAUUGAAGUUACUGACAGUUAUAAUGUAAAGCUGUUGAUAGUUUGUUUGGAUUUUUAUUUACCAUCAGAUAUCAUAAAAAAGGUGAUUUUAAAAAUAAGCCAAAUGUUUUAUUCC
Molecule: messenger RNA, 1796 nt
Organism: Cynoglossus semilaevis (tongue sole)
Lineage: Eukaryota; Metazoa; Chordata; Actinopteri; Pleuronectiformes; Cynoglossidae
Product: ankyrin repeat domain-containing protein SOWAHC-like
Exons: 11
Coding region: 152-1378 (408 amino acids)
Molecular function (GO): protein binding
Source: RefSeq, a predicted model, not a curated record